AUGCUUUUCGCGCUCCUUGCAGUCCUUACCGCUUCGGCGCUUGCUUCACCUCUUUCCUUGGCCGACACACAGCUGCAAGCGCGCGACGCGCCCUGUACGGGUGGUGUUGAGGGGCCCUUCCUUGAGACCAACUUCCCCGAUCCAUCAUUAACGAAUGUUGACGGGACGUGGUUCAGUUUCGCGACGUGGAACGGGAAGGACUUUCGCGGUGCCGAGAGCAAGAACUUCACUGACUGGAAGCGUUUCGAAAGUGGGAAAUUGCUAGCCAUUGAGGAGGCGACAUGGGCGAAUGCGAAUAGGAUGUGGGCGCCGGACGUGAUGCGGAGAGCACAUGAUGGCAAAUACGUCAUGUACUUCACUGCAGAUGAUAAACAGAAGGAGGGGUCGCAGUGCAUUGGAGCUGCCAUCAGUGACAAGAUCCAUGGGCUGUACCAUCCCGUGAACGACUUCGUACAGUGUAAUCGCUCGUCGCAUGGUGUUAUUGAUCCUGCAUGGUUCAAAGACACAGAUGGUCGGCAGUACAUUGUAUACAAAGCUGAGAACCCGUCCGGUCGGCUGGAGAUCAGAGAGGUAGCACAUUCGGGCCCUAAGGAAGGUGUUCAAUGGAUUGGCAAUGCCGUAUACCUUCUCAAACCCCGAGACCAAGGCUUCUGGGAUGGACAAAACAUGGAAGCACCGUACAUUUUCAAGCGCAAUGGCAUCUACUUCCUCACAUACAGCACGCACUGGACAAACAACGAGACCUACGACGUACAAUACGCCACAUCAAAGAAUAUCAUGGGACCCUACACAAGAGUGAAAGAGCCACUUGUUAGUAGUGGCAAGAAAUUUGGCUGCGAAUUGGCAGGGCCAGGUGGCGCCAGCUUCCAGCGAUUCGGCAACGCGAAUAAGUUGAGGAUGGUGUUCCACGCGUUAGGUCCGGAGCGCAGAGUCCAGCAGCGGCCAUUCUAUACGGCUACUGUCCAUGUGAACGGAGAAAAGCUUGAAAUCAAGCCUUGAUUUCUGGAGCGUAGAAUGUACAGCGUCGUUAGCCAAGUACUAUGUAUAGGAAGGGAACGGAUAUUCUUGAUAGUCAAUAGU
Molecule: messenger RNA, 1080 nt
Organism: Paraphaeosphaeria sporulosa
Lineage: Eukaryota; Fungi; Ascomycota; Dothideomycetes; Pleosporales; Didymosphaeriaceae
Product: Arabinanase/levansucrase/invertase
Exons: 3
Coding region: 1-999 (332 amino acids)
Biological process (GO): carbohydrate metabolic process
Molecular function (GO): hydrolase activity, hydrolyzing O-glycosyl compounds
Source: RefSeq, a predicted model, not a curated record